Pseudophryne corroboree (corroboree frog) is the source of this 6378-nucleotide messenger RNA. It is a transcript of the gene BRD10, whose product is annotated as bromodomain containing 10. The transcript has 8 exons. Bases 147 to 5801 code for a protein of 1884 amino acids. The record is from RefSeq and is a predicted model, not a curated record. Gene Ontology annotation, molecular function: protein binding. NCBI's taxonomy places the organism in Eukaryota, Metazoa, Chordata, Amphibia, Anura, Myobatrachidae.
UGGGAGGGCCGGGGCGGCGGGGAAGUGUUCUGUCGCUACCUCACUGCUUCCGGGACACCGUGCUCCCCAGUCAGCGGUGGCACAGAUCGCGCUGUACCGGCUGCUAAGUUGCGUACAGGAGGCAUGAGUGAGUGCGGGGCUGCGGCAUGGAUGAGGUGCCGGCAGCCGAGGCGUCCGCGUCAGGUGGUGACACAGGGGCAUCAGUAUCGCAGGUGCCCGGCACUGUGGCAGCAGCCAAGGAAGGGGAGCUCGGACUAGCUCCUGACAGCGCACCGGCGGCGGUGACCCCAGAGCCCGGUGACAAGGAGCGCGAUGGGGUGGCAGAGAAGCUGCCCUCCCCCGGUCCGGCCGCCGCCCCCAUGUCGCUGCUGAGGAUGGAGGAGAAGCUCUCCGCGGGCCAGUACCGUGACAUCGGGGACUUUGCAUCAGACUUCAGGGCGGUGUUGGAGGUAUGCUACCAGCUGCACGGCGCCGAUCACUGGCUGUCCAAGCAGGCCCAGAAACUGGAGCUGAUGCUGGAGCAGAAGAUGUGCCUGCUGUCCCGGAACGUAAGAAAUAAAACCUUGGCAACAAGAACAUCGAAGAACCGAUAUGAACUCGAAGAAGAGAGAGAAUCCGCUUGCACUUCAACUAGACGUAGAUCCUCAACAAGAAAUGUGUGCAACCUAAACACUGGGGCAGUUGAAUCUGUAAUGGUGCAAGUCCUAAAACAAGCAGAGUUUCUUAGAGCAAAGGAAGAAAAGAGGAUUAAGGAACAGGAGAGGAAGGAAGCGGAGGAAGCCAUCCAAAAAGAAAUGGAAAAAUGGGACAGAAGCCUCUUGGCUCUUGCUGAACCUACAUGUAUGGAGACACUGUGGGAAAUACCAGCCAUAGGUCAUUUUCUUUGCUUAGCACAACAAAUUCUAAAUCUUCCUGAAAUAGUUUUCUAUGAACUGGAACGUUGUUUGUUGAUGCCUCAGUGCAAUCUGUUUUUGGCAAAGAUAAUGACUUCUUUAUUGAGUCCUCCACAUCGCAGACCAACUUUGCAUCGCAGGCCCCACCUCCCAUACCGAGCCUGGGAGGCUGCACUUAGGCAGAAGGUACAGCAAUGGUAUACAGUUAUAGGUCAGGCUGAAAACCCGGACAGAUGUGCUGAGAAGCUUGGACUGUGCUCUCAGUUUUUCAAGGUCCUUGGUGACGUUGAUCCAUUUGAACAAAAAACGUUUCACGAGCUGACAUUUUAUCAAAAGGUUUGGUUACUGAAAGGUCUCUGUGACUUUGUGUAUGAAACCCAAAGUGAAGUGCAGGAUGCUGUGCUAGGGCAACCAAUUCAUGAAUGCAGAGAGGUGAUUUUAGGAUAUGAUACCCAGGAAAAUGCUUACAUUCAUUUCCCUCAGUUCUGUGGUGCAGAUGUGCGAGUGUAUAAACAGAGACCAUUUAAAGCACCAGACUUUCCUAUUCCUCCAAUUAAAAUAAAAAGAACUCCUCGAGCAAAACUCUAUAGGUCCAAAUGUAGAUACGCUAAGAAAAACAAUGGUGAAGUUAAAUCUGUUAGAACGAACUUGGAGAAAUCUUUUGAGUUUCAUGAUGACUGUUCUGCAAGUUGUUACAUGGGAGACUGUAACAUCAAUUCAGAGCAUGAUGUGAAGCCAAGCUGUGAGCAUGAAGACCACAGUCCCUGUGAUAUUAGUGAGACCACUUGUUGCAAAGAAAAUUUAGCAAAACCCAUUAGUCCUGGAGAACUUGUUGGCUAUGGAGAACCUCUCAGUCCAGGGGAAAUUAGGAUUCUUGAAAAUGUAGAUAAAUAUGCAGAAGCAACCUUACUCAAAGCUGACACUAAUUCAUUGAAAGGAAAUGCACUUAAAACGUAUCAAGUCCAUGUGAAUGGAAACCACACUGACAGCACUGAGGUCAUUUGCCAUAGAGUGGCCAUGGAUAUUAUCUUAGACCAUUCUUUGCUGAACCAUGAGCAGCUGAAACUCCAUAAAAUUAGAACAAAAAAGAAGAAAAAGAAAAAAGUCAAGUAUAUUUUGCAUGAAAACAUACAGGGUAAAUGUGAAAGUGUCCAAGCGCACACAUUCAAAUCUUUUAAGACUGAAAUCCAUAACAAGUUGUUUCUUAACAAAAAGAGAGCCAAGCACAAGAAGCACAAGUCUGGAAAAAAAGCUGUAUCCAAGAAAACAAUUGUAAAGAAGAAGAAAAUUGCUGCAAGUUCACCCACUGCUCCUGAAUUCCAGCUUGUCUGUACCAAUCUCGAUGAACUCAGGGAAUUGAUAAAGAAAAUAGAUGGAGAGUUUAAAAGUUUGGAGAACAAUAAAAAGAAAUCGGUAAAGUGGCACACCAGGAGACAAGGUGUAAAAGAGCUGCAUAGCACCUUGACGCGUCUGUUAAAUGAACUGUUGCCAUGGGAACCAAAGCUACUGAAAGCUUUCCAAAGAAACCGAGCACGCCUGAGAAAGGACUAUGAUGAUUUCCAAAGUCUAACAGAUUCUGAGAAUCUUACCAGGGAAUCAUGUUCUCGUGAAGAUAGUGUGGCAAACAAAUCUCCAAGUUCUGUAGAUAAACCAUUUGAACUUUGUCACCAGGAAAUACAGAAGAACGAAGGUCUUGAUAAACUGGAGUUGACAGAGAUGGCCAUGGGUGGAAAAGGAAAGUUGUCCACAUCCCCAGCAAAAAGUUGUAAACGUCCGUACAAGCAAUGCAGUCAUGCUGAUCAUGAAGAACAAGAAACUUUGCAGAGAAAGAGAAUACAAUUAAGCACACAUGAAAAAUUGCCUAUAUGUGUGGCACAAGGGACUGAUACACAUAAUUGUUUGCUAAGAGACUGUCCAAAAAUGGAAGUGGAAGCCCCAGAAAUAAACACAGAGCGUAUUGGUGUGCUCAAAGGGACCAAGCCUAUUCAAGCUUUGCUAGCAAAAAAUAUUGGGAACAAAGUGACCUUAACAAGUCAUCUGGCACAGUCUACCAGCAAACCUGUGCCUUCCUCUGAAUGUACAGCAAGCUCACCCACCAACCAGAUCCCAGUGAAAUCUGCACUGUCUUGUCAACCAUCGUCAAAGACUCCACUACAGAUGAUUUACAAGCUCCCAGAUGGGCAGUGUGUCCUACAGAACUCCCCAGUAAAAAUUCAGGUGCAGCCUGUGAUAGAUGCUAAAACAGGAGACAAGCUAAUGCAGCAGUUUCUUCUUCUUCCUAAAAAUCUUUUUAUUCAGCAAAAAGAUGAAACAACAUCUAGCGAAAGCCAAUGUGAUGUAGCUGGACCAAACACUACAUCCAAUGUUCCAUUGCCCAUUUCCUCCACAGGUUAUGGUAAUGCAGAUAAAAUAGCACAGCUCACCACAGCUUUUGACAAGAGUAUGGUACAUUCCACAAAGUGUCCAACUCUUCUUGUUUCCCAACCACCAAUAUCAACCGUUGCAAGCAGUACAUCCGUAUCAAAAGGUGAAACAUGUAAUAGCAAUACACUUGUUUUGCCAAAUAGUUUCCGAACAUCUGUAGUGUCUUCCAGUAUGUCAGUACCAGUUCCUUCUGACGUUGGAGGUGUGACGUCUACUACAGAUAACACUGGUGUGAAUGGUCACAUAGUUAAUGCUGCACCUGCACAACUAAAAGAUGCAGCAGAAGCAAAACAGGAAUUAAAAACUAUAUGCAUUAGAGAUUCUCAGUCAAUUCUUGUGAGGACACGAGGUGGCAAUACUGGAGUUGUGACAGUACAGCCGAGCCAAGAUCAGAGUUCCUCUGUUGCCAAUUCAAUUUUUACUUUUACACCGCAGCUUCAGUCAUUGUUUGUGUCAAGAUCUAAAACCUCACCAUCUUCUACUUUUAUUUCUACAACUACAUCUCCUGCUUUAUCUCCUGGCUUGCAGGCUCCACAGAUCUCAUUAGAGCCUGCUGGUAAAAACCAACUACCAGAGUUAAACACUAAAUCACCCCAAGACCAGCAUCCCAGCACAAGAGUCUCCUGUCCAAUAGCUGAUAAACCCUUGCAGUCUUCUAAUUUUGUCACCACUGUUUCGCCUAGUUCUUGGCUUCCUACGAAGACAAAUAUUACGCCAGGUAUUGUAAAUAUUUCACCUUACAAAAUUAGUGAACAGGACAGCAGGCCCGUUAACAACAUUUCAACAGACCUAAAACAAGGCAAGAUCGGUAAUAUUUCUGUUGUGCAGCCUGACAGUACUACCCCUUCAAAGAAUGAGUUAGUAUGUGGACCUUCCCUUCAUAAAGUCAUGCUGCUGUCGCCGCCUCCCAUCCUUUCAGCUGGAAAUGCCCCGAAAAUAAGCAUGCUCACUACGCCAACAUCGGCAGUUAACGCUCAGAAGUUUGUUUUUAUUAACACUCAAGUUCCAACCAGUUCAGCAAGCACAAAUGCAGCACUACAAGCCGCAAAACAGGCUAAUCCUUCUAUUAUUAGCAAAACAUAUGCCAAGCCACCUGAACAGCCACAAAUUAUCUUUAUUCCAUCCACUAUUGGUUCAUCACUAAAAAAGAGCUCUGCACCUAUUAUUUCUCAAGUUAAGGAUGUCAAUAUUGGUUUAACUAUAGGACAGACUAUUGUUAACACCACUGGUGGCUUGAAAAAUGUGCUACCAAUCAAUAUAUUACAGAAUACAUUGGGCAAAGGAGUGGAAAGCAUCAGUAAAGACAUUGCAUGUACUGUACCUUCUACAAAGAGAUCUACGGCAUGUGCUGUUGUAACAGCACCUAAUCCUGUAGGAGCACAGUCUAGUACCACAGAAAGAAAUAUGAAAGACUUCUCAAAUGCAUUGACAUCUUUGUCAAAUAGAGUGUGUUCAUCAAAUAGAGGGAGUUCUGUAGCUAUAUCAACUGUGAAAACUGGACAUCUUUCUUCAUCCGUUUUAUUGUCAACUACACAAAUGACUGGGCGUGCACAUAACGCAUCUUCCUUGCAAAUGCCAGUAACAAAUACUAUUGGGGAGAGUUUACAUUUAGGAACAACUCCGAUGGCAGCUGCUUAUCAGCCAAUACCAAAUGAGCUAAUGGAUAAAACUGAAUACUCAGCAGAAAAUUUCUCCAAAGAUUUGUCAACACAUGUCACCAAGCCACAGGCUCCAUUGACUCCUUUAGUACCUACGUUAUGUAAAUCUGGCUCCGGGUUUCCUGCCUCUCAACCUGUACCGCCAUUAUCUACAACUGCAAUAACCCAGUUAAAACCACAGUUAGAUGACUCUUGCACUCAUCAGAAGCUGGUUAUUAAUACUAGUACACCACUGGCACCUGGAACUCAAAUAACUAUUAAUGGUAUGCGCUUGAUCGUUCCUCCUCAAGGACUGAGAGCUGGAAGUCAUGUCCUUCUCAUUUCAACAAAUAAUAGACAAGGGCUUUCUUUAGUAGGUAACAGUGUACAAAUGUGUCAUCGAUCUCCUCUAGAUACUCCCACCGCACAAUUUGCAUCAAAACAAAACUUGUCUCUAGUGCAGCUUCCAGGACAACCUUUUAAGAGUAUGCAUUCAUUUACCACGUCUAACAUUUUACCUUCAGUACAGCCUGCACCUCAAAUUGUAAAUAUGUCUUCUAAAAUUGUCUCUCCAUGUCCUAUAUCUUCAGUGAAUAGUUCUUCAUCAAUAACUGUACCUCAACCACUUCUUGUUCCAUGUAUACAAAGAGGCAGCUAUCUACAGCCCAAUAACAUGACCCAAUUUUCUAGAGCUACAGCAGUCCAGGAAGGAGUCGUUGUAAAUAAAUUAAACCCCCCAGGUAAUCUCUUGCCUACUGCGAUUAUUUCAGAGAAUAAGGUGGCGGAUACUGCCCUUUUUGUGUAUCCGUCUUCAACCUCCGAAAAACCAAACACUGUAGCAUCUUAAAUCAGACUAUAAUACAUGAAGAAUUGAAGUACCUUUUGUAGCACUUACUUUAUGUUGAACUUAUGAGGCGUUGUUGGUUGUUUUAUAUGCUCUUCAAAUGAGUACAGUUUACAUGGUUAAUCUGCAUUACUGGUUGUAGUUUUCAUUUGUAGUUUACUUUUGUAUAAUCGAAUGCUGAAAUCACUUUUCAGUAAAUAAGAGGGUUCAUUUUGACCAGCCAAUACAGUUUCUUGUUUGACAUUGAUAGAAUAGCUAUUUGCACACUUCUAUUUGGACUUUUUAGCAGUUUGUUUAGCACAGUGUUUGUCUUUCUAGAUUUUGUAAAAUCAUUUUGUUUUGGGGAAAAUAUGAAUAUCUGUAUUAUGAUAAUUUCAGGCUAAUAUGUAAAAUUGUACAUAUUCUUGACCCUUAAGUCUUUAAAAAAAAAUCUGUAUAAAGAACAUUUGUCUUAUUUAUGUUUACAUAAUGUAUAGUUUUUUUUUUUAAGUAUCUUAGUAUAUUUCAGAACAGUGUACUGUUUAGCAUUAAUGCAGACUAUUCUGCAUGUAGGAAAUAAAUACAAGUCACUGUGUUAACA